This is a messenger RNA of Dreissena polymorpha, 968 nucleotides long. RefSeq names its product zinc finger protein 862-like. NCBI's taxonomy places the organism in Eukaryota, Metazoa, Mollusca, Bivalvia, Myida, Dreissenidae. Bases 365 to 865 code for a protein of 166 amino acids. The transcript is spliced from 2 exons. Gene Ontology annotation, molecular function: protein dimerization activity. The record is from RefSeq and is a predicted model, not a curated record.
AUGCAGCAACAGAAGCUUGUAUUCUCAGAUGUACAUCCUUUAAUUCAAGGUGCUGUAGGUAGGUUAGAAUACAUGAAAACACAUGAUGGUAAAGGUCUGAAAGAGAUGAAAGAAACUAUUGAGUUUGGGGAGGGGGGGGGAGUCACAGCCUAAAUAUAAAGGAGAAACUUUAAGGAAUUAUAAACAAUCAUCUGGUAGUGAAUUUGAAACAUUAAAGAGUGGGUACAUAGGUAAUUUGAUUGACAAUAUAAAUAAAAGGAUCAGGAAGUAUGACUCUGAGGUGCUGAGUAGUCUAGGGCAUUUGUUAGAGCCAAUAUCAUACAGUGCUGGAGGUGACCAGGAUGCACUAGAAUGUAUCACUUAAAUGUAUUGUGAACCAAAAGUUACCAAAAACACUGUAAAUAAUGUUGUUCAAGAGACACCGGUGGCAGCAUUAAUAAUUGGAAAAGAAUUGAAACUUGAAUGGCAAGGAAUCAAGGCAAUGCUUACUGGGUGUUAUAAGCACCUUUCACUUAAAGACUUCUGCAAGAAAGUCAUUAUCAAGCACACUGAUACUCACCCUAACUUUGCAAAGGUGGCACAGAUUGGCAUGGUUAUGCAAGUGAUCAGUGUGGAGUGUGAAAGGUCCUUCAGUGCACAGAACAGAAUAAAGACAAAGUACAGAGCUGCACUGAAGGACGAGUCACUUGAAGCACUACUCACGGUUAACCUUCUUGGCCCCACAGUGGCCAACUUCAAACCCAUUAAGUGUGUCCAGACCUGGCUUAGGAGGAAAAGACGCAGAAAGGAAAGGCUCAUGGAAGCCUAUAAACCAAGAGCAGUCAAAAAACACUUAAAGAAACACUUUAAGAAGGAAUACACAUAGUUUAUUGUGUUUUACAUUAUUAAAGUAAUGUGUCUGUACCUCGGCUAUAUUCUUGUUUUGCUUAUAGCAAAUUACCCUUCAAGCAACGCAAACUUUGACCAUU